AUGUCUGGUCUUGAGAUAAUCGGUGUUGCAGCUAGUAUCAUACAGGUCGCAGACUUGGGCACUUCUUUAUCCGUCAAACUAUUCUCCUUUUACCGACGAGUCAAAAAUGCCAAUGAAACUAUACAGCUCUUGUCAAACGAGGUCGCACUUGUCAGUGCCAUUCUGCGCGAGCUGGGUGAUAGCUUGAAAGUGGAGGAGUCGUCAAAGCUCUGUUCAGAAGAGGCCUUUCAAACGCUGGAGCAUGUUCUAGAGCAGUGUCGCGGUGUGCUUCGACAAAUCGAAAAAGUUGUCGAUGUGAAUGAUCAGUCUAGCAGAAGCCGUUUACAACAGGUCACUGGGAAGUUUAAGCUUGUUCUGCUAGAACCGAGCCUAGAGCCCCUGAAAGCCGACUUAGACAGGCUUAAGUCAACAAUGCUGCUUCUGCUCAAUGUGAUUAUGUUUGCUGGGAAGGUUCGCAAGUGA
This is a messenger RNA of Penicillium vulpinum, 462 nucleotides long. RefSeq lists its product as uncharacterized. Gene Ontology annotation, biological process: regulation of DNA-templated transcription. The transcript has a single exon. Lineage: Eukaryota; Fungi; Ascomycota; Eurotiomycetes; Eurotiales; Aspergillaceae. The record is from RefSeq and is a predicted model, not a curated record. The coding region runs from base 1 to 462 and encodes 153 amino acids.